AUGCCUCUCCCCUACUCCGCCUUCAUCUCUCUUGCCACCACCGCAGCAAGAUCGCUCCGAGGAUGCCAUUCCUCAGAAGCUGUCCACCCAAAGAGUGGACAUACAAUGUGGAGAGUGGCUGUCUUUGUCCGUCUCGCCCUUACCGUGCUUGCAUACUCACUCACAGCACAGGAGUGCUCAAUCUUCAUCAGAGUCAUGCGGAAGAGAUCCCUUCAGAACACCCCAAUAAAUAGCCAUCCCAAGAUCCAGCAACCACACUCGUUGACCACAACGUUCCAUUGCCCAAAUCCAAAGGCCAUCCACUAA
Messenger RNA from Encephalitozoon cuniculi GB-M1, 306 nucleotides. RefSeq lists its product as uncharacterized. Lineage: Eukaryota; Fungi; Microsporidia; Unikaryonidae. The transcript has a single exon. Bases 1 to 306 code for a protein of 101 amino acids. The record is from RefSeq and is marked provisional.